CCUGCAUCAGCUUUCUUCUGGACUAGGCUACGCAUAGGUUUGUCAUCAUGCGUGAGGCGACGGAAUGCAGCUGAAAAAUCACUGUCACUGUAGUAUGACGUUGUAACACAUUAGCCUACUUCUGUUUAAUGGAGCACUUUUUGGAAUAGUGAAUAGUGAAAGCGCUACGGAUCAUAAGCUUAUUGUGAUCACAAUGUUGGAAUGGAAGAUUCACAAAGAACUUCCUGUUAGAGUUCAUCAAAAAAUAGACGCACCCAAGAUCAGGAAAACAAGGACAACAUGACGUUUUGUAGUGAAAUAACUAUUUUUCGCCUGUAAAGCAGAAGUAGUCUAUCCUAUUCUAGCCUAUACAUAAUAAGGCAUGGCAUAGUUAUCAAUAGCAUUGAUAAAAUCGCUGAAUUGAGCAUAAUAAUUUGCUUUUGAUAUUAUAUUCUUUUCAUCUUAACUUAUAGUCAAGUAAUAAACAACUAGCCUACGGCUGAUAACUGACACGGGCUUCCUGAUUUACUCGCGUGGACGAGCUUGGAACGCAGCGUGGGCUGAGCGGUUAUUCUCUCGUAGCAAGAAGAGCUGUGAGUGGGAGAUAUAGUGAGUGAGAGAGAGAAAGAGAGAGAGAGAGAGAAGGAUCGCUACGAGUGCGUGCGUGCGAGACAGAAGCGUGUGCAUCAGUCAACUCUACUGCGCUUGAGUUCACUCCGAACGGAACAGGACAGAGAAGCAGCGGUACGGUAGAACAUGGGAAGUCAAAACCACUGUCCACUUGCAACUGCUCGCUUCGCCCAGGACGGGGCAGCUGCGACGUUCCUGCAGUGACACCCUUUCUGAAUUCAUUAAACACGGGGAAACUUUAUCAAGUGCAAGCAAUGGAGAUAUACACUUUUGUCUUGUCAGCCUGGCUACUAUUGUGCAUCGAGCGGAGCACAUUUACCAGGGCCAUGAUGAGUGACAUCGGGGAGUAUGUAGGUACAGACAUUGAGAUAUCCUGGUUACCUAAUCUGGACGAGUUAAUGAAGGGGUACGCGCGAAAUUUUCGCCCUGGGAUAGGAGGCCCCCCUGUGAAUGUAGCGAUGGCUAUUGAAGUAGCCAGCAUCGAUCACAUCUCAGAGGCUAACAUGGACUACACCAUGACCGUGUUCCUACGUCAGAGCUGGAGGGACGACCGCCUGUUGUACAACCACACCAACAAGACGCUGGGGCUGGACAGCCGCUUCGUGGACAAGCUGUGGCUGCCAGACACCUUCAUCGUCAACGCCAAGUCGGCCUGGUUCCAUGACGUCACCGUGGAGAACAAGCUCAUCCGCCUGCAACCCGACGGAGUCAUCCUCUACAGCAGCCGGAUCACCUCCACAGUGGCCUGUGACAUGGAUCUGACCAAGUAUCCAAUGGAUGAGCAGGAGUGCAUGUUGGACCUGGAGAGCUAUGGCUACUCCUCAGAGGACAUUGUUUACCAUUGGUCAGAGAGCCAGGUGCACAUACACGGACUGGACAAACUGGAACUGUCCCAGUUCACCAUUAUAGACUACAGUUUUGUCACAGAGACAUUGAACUUCAAAUCAGCUGGCCGCUUCCCACGGCUAAGCCUGCGAUUCCAGCUGAGGCGGAAUCGGGGAGUCUACAUCAUCCAGUCCUACAUGCCCUCCAUCCUAUUGGUUGCAAUGUCCUGGGUGUCCUUUUGGAUCAGCCAAUCGGCAGUGCCUGCGAGGGUGUCACUAGGCAUCACCACAGUCCUCACCAUGACGACCCUGAUGGUCAGUGCCCGGUCCUCCCUUCCGCGAGCCUCCGCCAUCAAAGCCCUGGACGUUUACUUCUGGAUCUGCUACGUGUUCGUGUUCGCCGCCCUGGUGGAGUACGCCUUCGCCCACUACAACGCCGACUACAACCGCAAGCAGAGAGCCAAGAUCAAGGCCAGCAAGCUCAGCUCAGAGUCCAUUGUGAAGAACGGGAAGCAGGCGAUGGUGCUGUUCUCCCUGUCGGUGGCGGGCAUGAACCAGGCGGGCCUGGCGGUGUCCAGCAGACAGACGCGGGCGCAGCGGGCCGCCCAGGCGCCGGGAGAGGCCGAGGAGGCGGAGAACGGGAAGACCCGGGCCAGGAGCGCGGCGCCGGCGGCCGAGGAGAAGAAGGGCAGCGGGUGCAAGCCCAUCGACGCCGACACCAUCGACAUCUACGCCCGCGCCGUCUUCCCAGCUGCCUUUGCGGCGGUCAACGUCAUCUACUGGGUGGCGUACACCAUGUGAGGCGGGACUGCAGCCGACAGAGCUCUGCGCAAAACGAGCCUUUUUACACGGAAAAAAACUGGACCGAUCGUGGCAGUUUUUUACUUCAAUGACUUUUAUACAGGGUGCUCUUCUCCCUGAAUAUCCAAAAGGAUACUUUUGCUAUGUAUUGAUUUAAAAAAAA
This is a messenger RNA of Anguilla anguilla (European eel), 2397 nucleotides long. RefSeq names its product gamma-aminobutyric acid type A receptor subunit delta (gene gabrd). The record is from RefSeq and is a predicted model, not a curated record. Gene Ontology annotation, molecular function: GABA-A receptor activity; extracellular ligand-gated monoatomic ion channel activity; neurotransmitter receptor activity. Gene Ontology annotation, cellular component: membrane; synapse; neuron projection. Gene Ontology annotation, biological process: signal transduction; monoatomic ion transmembrane transport; regulation of membrane potential. Bases 864 to 2234 code for a protein of 456 amino acids. The transcript has 9 exons. Lineage: Eukaryota; Metazoa; Chordata; Actinopteri; Anguilliformes; Anguillidae.